Molecule: messenger RNA, 900 nt
Organism: Drosophila busckii
Lineage: Eukaryota; Metazoa; Arthropoda; Insecta; Diptera; Drosophilidae
Product: THUMP domain-containing protein 1 homolog
Exons: 1
Coding region: 13-900 (295 amino acids)
Biological process (GO): tRNA modification
Molecular function (GO): RNA binding
Source: RefSeq, a predicted model, not a curated record
AACUGUAAAUAAAUGGAACCUGUCAAUAAAAAAGCAAAAAUGGUUAACGACAGCAAAUUCAAGCAAAAUAAGAAGAAAUAUUUCCAGCAGAGCAAGAAGCAGUUACUGCAGGCUGGCCUGCGAGGCUUUCUUGUUACCUGCAACAUGAAUGAAAAGGCAUGUGUACGUGAGUGCUACAAUCUGUUGAACCACUACGCCGACAACUUGUACGGACCAGAAGCGCCAGAAGCUGGUGAUAAACCGCAGCAGCAGACAUCACCUAAGGAAGCUGAUUCUGACAGCGAUGACUUGGAAGCUGCUGCAGCCAAAUGCCGUGAGGCUGUGAAGCAACGCAAGGUGCGCUUUCAAAACGUGGACACAGGAACCCAAAACUGUUUGUUUAUACGCACACAGCUGGAAGAUCCAGUGGGGAUGGGCAAGCAUAUAGUGACAGAUAUUGCAACCACUGGCAAAGCCAUGUCACGCUUUGUCCUGCGCCUGGUACCCAUUGAGGCAGUAUGCCGCGCCAAUAUGCAGGACAUUAUAAACGCAGCUGGCACACUAUUUGAUAAGCACUUUCUGAAGGAGCCCACCACAUAUGGCAUUAUUUUCAAUCAUCGUUACAAUCAAAAGAUUACGCGUGAUCAGAUCAUCAAGGAUCUUGCUGAACUGGUCAACUCAAAGAAUAUAGGCAAUAAGGUGGAUCUGCAGCAUGCCAAGAAGUCAAUUAUUGUGGAGGUGCUGCGUGGAUGGUGCCUGCUCAGCGUCAUUGACAACUAUCUGGAGUGCAAAAAAUACAAUCUAGCGGAGUUGGCAAAUCCUGGCAGCACACAGGAGAACUCACAUGGCAAGAGCAACCAGCAGGAGCAGCAGCCUGAAACGCAAGCCAUAGAAACUGUUGUAGCCGACGCUGCUGAAUAA